AUGGGUUCCAAUAUUUUUUCUAAGGAUGUUUCUAUUAAUUAAAUAGAUGACAAAAUUACAAUGUUCUUAUAACAAAAAUAAUUUAAAAUAGAAAAAUAUUUAGAUUAAGGUUAUUUUGCUGAAGUAUUUUAAGCUAUUAAGAUUGAUGAUAAUCGUAGAGUUGUGAUAAAAAAAUUAAAGGAUCUAAACAACUUGAAAAAAAUUGAAGACGAAAAGAAUGCAAUGUACAAGAUAUAGAAUGAACAGUAUGCUAUCUAAAUUAUAACAGACUUAGUUGAUAAAGAUCUUGAAUAUAACGCCAUAGUAAUGGAACUUUGUGAUUGUAAUCUCACUGAAAUUUUUGAAAAUAAUAUAUCUAAUUUUUCGUUUGAAUAGCUAGUCACAUUAACCUACCAGCUCUUAAAAGGUUUAUUAGUUUUUUAAGAGAAAGGUAUUAUACAUGGUGAUCUUAAACCUGAAAACAUUUUAUACAGCCAAUAAAAAAAUAGAUUUUUAAUAUCUGAUCUUGGACUUAGUUAAGUUAUGUAAAAUCCUGAGCUUUAAUAACUAAUUAGCAAGCAAUCGAAUUCAUUAGUAGGAAACAUCAAAUACAUGGCUCCAGAAAUUAUUCAUUAAAGAAAACCCUAACAAUUAAAAUUGAUGUUUUUUCAAUAGGAUAAAUUCUCCUUGAGUUCACUUUAAAAAGGGAAUUAACUUUAUCAGAGUAUUUUAUGGUAUGUCCUGAAACUUCUAAAAGAUUAGAAUCUUUAACAUUACUUCAAAGAUAUUGGUGAUUACUACCAAGGCUAUUAGGUGCCUGGUCUCUCAUGUAAGUUAGCAAAAUUUUUUUAUCCUACUGGUGCUAUUUACGAAGGAUAAGUCAAGGAUAGUAAGAGGCAUGGAUUAGGAAAAUAUACAUAUUCUAACGGGAAUGUAUAUGAAGGAGAUUGGUUUGAAAAUAAAUAAAAUGGUGAAGGUAGAUUUGUGUAUGCUGAGAAAAGUGGUGAAGGAGGCGAUAUAUAUAAUGGAUAAUUUAAAGAUGAUAAAUUUGAAGGAUUUGGUCAUUACUAUUAUAAAAAAAGUGGUAGGCAAUAUAUUGGUUUCUUUUCUAAUGAUAAAUGGAAUGGCGAAGGUAAAUUUAUAAAUGCUAAUGGUGAAAUUAUUAAAAGUGGUAUUUGGAAAGAUGAUAAACUUCAAACUGAUAUGAAUGUAGCUGAAAUAGUUACCCCCAAGCAGUUCUAACAUUUAAUUAUUGAAAAUUUUGAAUAAAAAAAAGAUAUCUUGAAUUAAUUAGGGAUGAAAGAUUUUUACUUUGAAGGAAAUUAUUAAAAACUGAAUCCCUAGUGUAAAUAUGCAAAAAUAUAUUAUGAUAAUGGUAUAUAUGAAGGAUCAAUCCAAAAUGGUAAGAAAUAAGGAAUUGGAAAAUUUAUGUUUGCUAAUGGCAAUGUAUAUGUCGGAAAUUGGUUUGAAAAUCAAUAAAAUGGCUAAGGUAGAUUUAUGUUUGAUGGUUUAGAUAGUGAUAUAUACAAUGGAGAGUUUAAAAAGGGUAAAUUUGAAGGCUUUGGUCACUAUUAUUAUAAUAAAAGUGGUAAGCAAUAUAUUGGUUUCUUUUCUAAUGACAAAUGGAAUGGCUAAGGUAAAUUUAUCAGUGCUAAUGGUGAGAUUAUUAAAAGUGGUAUUUGGAAAGAUGAUAAACUUGAAACUGAUAUGAAUAAAGCUGAUAUUCUAGUUCCCAAUUAAUUCAAGCAUUUAAUCAUACAAUUUUGA
Messenger RNA from Tetrahymena thermophila SB210, 1746 nucleotides. Its product is annotated as tyrosine kinase domain protein. Gene Ontology annotation, biological process: protein phosphorylation. The transcript has 3 exons. The record is from RefSeq and is a predicted model, not a curated record. Lineage: Eukaryota; Ciliophora; Oligohymenophorea; Hymenostomatida; Tetrahymenidae. Gene Ontology annotation, molecular function: protein kinase activity; ATP binding.